Molecule: messenger RNA, 1836 nt
Organism: Aspergillus tanneri
Lineage: Eukaryota; Fungi; Ascomycota; Eurotiomycetes; Eurotiales; Aspergillaceae
Exons: 4
Coding region: 1-1836 (611 amino acids)
Source: RefSeq, a predicted model, not a curated record
AUGGAGGUAACGCAGCGGUGGUUAACCCUCCAUGAGACUCUGCGGACGCUUGCUGCUCAGACAUCCUUUAAAGAUGAUUUUUAUUCUUAUCUAGAUGGCACUGGUUGGCAGACUCGAAUGCUACGUCAACUAGAGCCACUUCACUGGGUAGCGUAUCAUCUUGAUCCAGCAAGAGUUCCUGGCAAACUUGAUGAGAGCGCACGACGCCAUAUUGAAGGUGCUUUACGACCACUUCAAAGCGAAGAUGGAAGAUCUACUGCAUGGCAUGAAUUUCUGGCAUUCCGGCAAAGAACAGCUGAGAGAGCAUUUUCACAGAUGAAUCUGCAGCAUACAAAGAUCCGGAAUCGGCUUGAAUCUCACCGAGUUGAGAAGCUACUUUAUAUACAGAUUAACAAACGACAAUUUCGUGCAGACUCGCCACCUACCGUUACCCAAGAGAUGCUUCUUGAGGAGGAAGAUCAGGAGAUAGAAAGAAUACUGCAGCGUAAGCAGGUGCAGGACUAUCUAUUAGAGGUGCUUGAUACUUCAGACUCUGAGGAGGAUAUUCCACCGGACCCUGUGCCGAACCCAGUACCAAAUCCAGCACCAGAACCAGCGUCGAAUCCAGCACUUAUUGCAGUAUUAACGUACCGUGGUUCGCAGGCGAUCAUGGCCAAUCCCUUCUCCCCCGAGAAGCUUCUCCAUAUGAACGUUCCAACAUGGGAUGCCCCCACCCCCGGGGUUUCCACGGAACACCAACCUCACCUUCGAACUUUAGCUAGGCUUCCCUUGCUAGGGCUGGAUGACUGGGAGGAGGAAAGAGCAUAUGAUGAGCAGCCACCCAUCUGUAUUCACUACUCUAUUGAGUGGAAGCUUGCAUUAAAUAAGCGGGUUGUAGUAAGCGAUACGGAGCAAAACUUGGUGUUAGCUCCCAGUGCCUACUGGGACAAAUUCCUCAACCCAAAACUAGAAAGGGUUGUUGGGCAGAAAUUUUCUCGUGACCAGCGUGUUCGUCCUGAUGACACUGCAAUAACUGUUGCAAUCAACGACCGUUCUGAACAUAAUCUUACUAAGCGGUUUGAGAAGACCAAUAUUAAUUGGUCCCUCGUAGAGGAUCAGCUGCUGGACUGGGGCGAUUUGUUCCGUGCUGGGAAGAAACUUAGGCUGAUUAUUACAUUCUAUUAUCUUGGGGACAGUCGAUCAUGUCAAAAAAAGGGAGAUAAAAGAGGAUCAUCAGCGACCCAAAGGAUGCAAGUGGAGAAGGAGGACCAGCUAAAUGCCGAACGCACCUCUGGCUUGUCUAGUUCUUGGCGGCAGGUCUAUCAACUAAUGCGUUGUCGUGAUAAGGCCUGUAAGCAAGGAGUGCACUGCUUUGAGGACCCUGUGUCCCAAAAGCACUUCCCGCUGACUCAGCAUCACCUCUCAAGUCUCAUUGAUUUUGUUAAUGGUGGUGGUAUCUUGCGUACCGAAAAUGACAUUCCUGAUUGGUUCCAUGAACAGCUGAAGGCAGAGGAAAAGGUCUUGAAGACAAAAUCUAAGGAUAAAGGUUCGUUAGCACAUGGGGGCACUUGCUCUCCAAUUAACAUUGUUUUGCCUGCGCAAGCGCUAUCAUCCAUUCCAGCCACGACGCAGGCUGCAGUUCCAGAUACACCACCUUCAAGCACAUCACGGUGCAAACGUCUUGAUAUUGCUGGGCCUCGAGAUGUAGCGGUCAGGAACUACAGCGAGUGGCAUGCGUCAAAAGUGGAUGACUAUGACCUUAAGAAUGAUUACCGGAAAGCGUGUCAAGUGGCACUCAAGAAUGGCCUUGAUUUGCAACAGAUCCUUAAUCGCCCAGAUCCAAACUUUUUUUCAUAG